This is a messenger RNA of Impatiens glandulifera, 2688 nucleotides long. RefSeq lists its product as uncharacterized. Bases 272 to 2305 code for a protein of 677 amino acids. The record is from RefSeq and is a predicted model, not a curated record. NCBI's taxonomy places the organism in Eukaryota, Viridiplantae, Streptophyta, Magnoliopsida, Ericales, Balsaminaceae. The transcript is spliced from 2 exons.
UUUUUAUAGGUGUUUUGUCUUUGGGGUCGAUGGGUAAGGUCGGGAUUUGACCAAAAGGUUCUUACUUUCCAAUUCUUGUUGUGGGAAAAUUUCAGGGUUCUAGAGCAAAACAGACCAGAACAGAUCAGAGCUAAGGAUUUCACUCGAUUCUCAAAUUCCCCAGCUUAUUAUACUUAGCUCAUCGCGACGGUAGAACAACUGAAUACAUAUCCUUACAAACUGAAGAGAUCAAUCAAGUUUACGGUUUCAUUAGUACGUUAAGUUUCAAGCCAUGGAAUGCAAUAAGGAGGAAGCCAUUAGAGCACAAGAGCUUUCUGAAAAGAAGUUAAAAGAGAAGGAUUAUGCGGGUGCCAAAAGAUUUGCCUUGAAAGCACAGGCUUUAUAUCCUGGACUUGAUGGAAUUUCGCAAAUACUGACAACAGUCGAUGUAUACAUUUGUGGCGAAAAUAAAAUAAACGGCGAAAUCGAUUGGUAUUCAGUUCUCGGUGUAGAUCCUUUAUCUGAUGAAGAUACAAUCAGGAAACAGUAUCGAAAACUGGCUCUGGUUCUUCACCCUGACAAGAACAAAUUUGUAGGCGCUGAUGGUGCCUUUAAGUUUAUUUCUGAGGCCUGGAGUUUAUUAUCCGAUAAAUCUAAAAGGCUGGCUUAUAACCAGAGGAGAAAUUUCAAAGUCCAAACGAUGCCCAGAGGGAAUUCAACAUCAUCUUCUGCUGGAAAUGGCUUCCAUAAUCCUCACUCCAGACCAGCGCCGACAAAUUCAAAUUCAAAUACGCAACGAACAACAGCUGCUGCCGAUAGAAGGCCUCCUCCUUCUCAGGCCAAGGCUAAUAAUAAAUCCUCAACCCGUCAGAGAACUGACACAUUCUGGACUCUCUGUAGAAGAUGCAAAAUGCAUUAUGAAUAUGUCAAACUCUAUCUAAAUCAUACUCUCCUUUGCCCUAAUUGUCACCAACCUUUUGUUGCUUCAGAGACUGCUCCUCCACCCAAUUUAUCUAAAUUGCCUAAUUCAUCUUCAAAUCAGCAGCAGCAUCAGAAUCCAAACUGUGACCAAUUCAAUCAUGUGAACAACCAGCAAACAUUCAACACCAGACCGACUGCUUCCUCAUCGGGUCCUCAUGUAAGCAAAAAAGCAGUGAAUACGGCUCAGCAGACAAAUAAUUUGAAAAGAGAACAAGAAGCACCGGUUUCCAAAGAUGAAAGCCUCCUUAAGAAGGCAAGAGGAGUUAACAACGAAACCUUUAGAGCUUUUGUGAGAAAUAAUAUGACGGAAGGUCAUAUGGGAAAUGGAGUUGGCGGCAUGAGAAGCAUUUCUAGUUUCUUUACCAAGAACAAUGCUCAAUCAUUUCCUGGUGUCUUUAACAAGUCCAACAAAAUGAGAGAUUUGACUCCUCUGGAAAAUCGGAACCUUCUGACAAAAAGGGCUCAGAAAGAGAUUCUCAAAAUGCUGGAUUCUGUGAGUAAGGCAGGUGAAGGGUCUGGGAAGGAGAUACUAAAUAAAAAAGAAAAUGAGAAAAAAGACAAAUUCAGCAAGAGAUCCGGUCCUCCACAUCCUAAUGUUAUUGAUGAAGUAAAGGCCAAAUUGAUUUCAAUAACUGUCCCAGAUCCCGAUUUUCAUGAUUUUGAUCGGGAUCGAAACGAGACAUCUUUCUGUGAUUCGGAUGUGUGGGCAGCGUAUGAUGACGAUGAUGGUAUGCCGCGUUUCUAUGCUUUAAUCCAGAAGGUUAUCUCUGUCAAGCCAUUUAAACUGCGCUUAAGUUGGUUGAAUUCCAAAAGUACAUCGGAAUUCAGCCCAAUGAAAUGGACCACUUCAGGUUUCACCAAAACCUGUGGUGAGUUCUGGGUUGGGAAAUACGAGAACAGCAAAUCUCUGAACUCGUUUUCUCACAAAGUCAAUUGGGAAAAAGGUCCAAAAGGCAGCAUCUUCAUAUUUCCAAAGAAAGGCGACAUAUGGGCUCUGUAUAGGAAUUGGUCUCCAGAUUGGGACGAGCAAACACAAGACGAACUGAUCAAUGUGUACGAUAUGGUGAAGGUUGUAGAUGAUUACAGCAAAGAUGAAGGAGUUUCGGUUGUGCCUCUUCUAAAGGCGCCUGGUUUCAAGACUGUAUUCCAUCCUUGUACAGAUCCCGAUAAAGUGAAAAGGAUUCCCAAAGAAGAGAUGUUUCGAUUUUCACACCAGGUUCCUGGUUAUUUGCUCACAGGAGUUGAAGGUAAGGGUGCCCCAGAAGGGCAUUAUGAGUUGGACCCAGCUGCUACUUCAAUGGAACUUCUCCGGGUAUUAACAGAAACCAAUACAAGAGAUCCAUGAAAGAACACAAAAAAUGGCCAACUUAUUUUUUUCUUCUGACAAAUAGGAAAGCAGAUAGGCUGUUAGAUUUGGAGGUGAAGGUGACUAUCCGACUACUGGCAAUCAACACCAGCUGAGAGGUACAGUUAGGAUUAAGAAAGAGUAGAAAAAUCAUGAAAAGUUGACAUUUUUUUAAAUAUUGGGCCAAGGAAUUAGGUUUUCGGAAGCGGUGCAUACAGUAACACUUUCUAGCUUCUAUGAUGAACUAUUUUCUAGAUUUUUUUUUGUUGUUUGGAUAUUGAACAAAGUUUUGAUGUAAUGUAUGUACCCUACCUUCCUUGUUUUUGGAGGGAAGGAAACACAUGAAGUCUGUUUCUUAUCAUACUUUCAUAUGUUACCAUUUA